AAUUUGCAAAAUUUUUUAUUUUUACAAAAACCUGUUUAUAUAAUAAAAUGCAAGUGCAAUAAUAGUUAAAUUAUCAUAUUAAUGGCCUACAUAAAUGUAGCAGAAUGGACACCAGACCAAGUAACGGAUUGGUUAAAAGGUCUGGACGAUUCCAUGUACAAAUAUGUUCAUUCAUUUACCAAUAAUGAAGUUGGUGGCAAGCAAUUGCUUAAUAUACGCCCAUAUGAAUUGGAACAGUUAGGAAUGUUUCUAAUCGGUCAUCAAGAAAUUGUAUUGGAGGCAGUAGAGAAUUUGCGGAAUUUUCAUUUUAAUCUCGAUAAAGAAAAUCUGCAAUUUAUGGCAUUGCAUGUUGCAACUGCUGCAAGAAGUUUAUAUCGCCAAUUACAAACCUCAUAUAAUGAUGCAUCUAAGAUAGAAACAAAAAUAUUGAACGAUAUUACACGCACAAUUGGCACAAUAAAACCAUUAAUUGCUUGGUUAAAUCGUGCACCAUUUCGUGGUCAAAAACAAUUUACCGAAAUAUGUCGAAAUAUGCUGCGUUUGGGACUGGAAAUGGCGACGAUAGCACAACGUGAUCGCUUUGUUGAAAAACCAGUCGAACAAAUCAGAAAUACAGCUGAAAAAUUAGAGCGUUUAGCUAAUUAUAUUAUACAAGAUAUAACCGACCCAAUGCUUCUCCAACCUGCUGCACUCAAUUUGGUAACACUCAAAAAACGUGAAUCGGAAUUAGGCUUUAAUAUAGAACCAACAAGCACUAGUUUCCAUGGCGUGCAUCGAGUUACUGACAUAAAAUAUAACUCACCUGCUCAUCAUUCUGGCAAAAUUGAAGAUGGCGAUGAAAUUGUGCAAAUAAAUUAUCAAACUGUAGUGGGUUGGCAAUAUAAGACAGUUUUAAUGCAAUUACAGGAAUCAUUACCCGACGUGCUUAUAACGCUUAAAAAGCGACCUAAGCACACAAAAAUUUACGGUCAAAUUUAUAUGCAACCAUACAGGUUACCGAGUAAAAAGCGUGCAAUUGGUACACGCUGGGGCGAAAACUUACCAAGUCCACGUGCCGGUUUCCUAACAGUACCUGAUGGUACAGCAUUCAAUAUGCCAAUAUCUUUAAAAGCUGAAGAGAAAAAUAAUGCACAACAUGUGUCUGACACAGACUCAAGUUGUAGUGAUAUAUCAACACCAACCGAUGCUAAAGCAUCUGAAAAGGAAAUACGUCUAUAUUAUCCAAAGCCGAGAGCAAUGUUGCAGCGCCGAAACACAAUUUGUGGUGAUGAAUUUUUAGGACUAAAAUGUGGUGAUAAUGCGCCAUUGUGGCAUGAACGAAAAACUGGUGCCGUAUGUGAUCCUGCUUCACCCAGCUUACGCGAUAAAUCCAUAUCAUUUGGCUUUGGUUUAGAAAUAACUCCGCGCCCCACAACAUGUAUAGGUAUCGCGGGCAAUAGCUCAAAUAAAUUUAGUAGUGUUUUUAGUGAUACGAAAAAACUUCGUCAAGUACCUGAGGUGGUUGAACAUAAAGUAGAAACAAAGGAUGAUUCAAAACCGGGAAUCAGUAAAGUAGUUCGUUUCGAUGCAAACAUGAAAUACGAGGACUAUCCAGUCGAUGAGAAGUACACAUGCAAUGUGGAAAAUACACUUUUAGAAACAUUUGAACCGAUACUGUUUGUUGAUGAGGAAGACGAUGCUCUUGAUAAAUUGCACAAUUUUAAUGAAAAGUCUGAAGAUAUAUUAGAAAUUUUAGAUAAAAAAUCUAAUGCAAAUUCUACAUCACUGACAGAAGCUGUAAAUAUGCCAUUAAUAACAAGAAGAGGACGUUUAGAUAAGAGUCAUAGUACACCAGCGUAUGAUAAUUCUGGUGAAGAAUCUGAUACUCCACCAGCAAUUGAACCGCGUAAAGAAUUCUUGUUAUUAACACCACCUGUACCGCCGCCUAGACCUAGAAAACAAAAAGAUCUAACACCCCCCAUUGUGCCACCACCACCACCAAAACCUGCCAGUUUAAUGUCAAAUCCGCUCACACCACCACCUUUGGCGAAUUCCAAUAUAGUUAAUGAUUUAAAAUCAAACGAUUUUUUUCAUUCCAAUGUGAAAAUGACACAGCCAGCAGUUAAUGUUGAUGCGAUUCUGGAAGUAAAUGAAUUGCAUACGCCAACUAAGAGCAGAACACUAACAUUGAAGAAGAAGCACAGCUUAGUCUUAAAACGACGUAACGUCAAUUUAAAAAUAUUAGGCACCGGCGACAUACAGGGUCAUUUGUAUCGUCGCACAAAAGAUCGAAGAGGUGUAACAUUUUGGGCACGCUUUUACUUUGUAAUGUUGGAUACAAUACUCUAUGGUUUCCGUUUAAAAGAAGCGAUCAAAGCCAGCUGUGUUAUAUUUUUGCCAGGUUUUACGGUAUCUUUGGCUAAGGAAGUUCAUUCAAAACCUUUUGCCUUUAAAGUGUACCACUCAGCGAAAACAUUUUACUUUGCUGCAGAAUCAUUGGAUGCGCUAAAUCAAUGGAUUGAUUUUAUACGCCAAGCAACUCUUCAAUCCCAAGUGACAACAAACUCAAUUAACCGCAUUGAUUCAAUAAACAGUGAAGCAAAUACAAAAGAUUUAUUUUCUGAAACUGACAGUUCAGGAGAAGAAAGUGAAUCAGUGAUUUCAAAAAAUCUAUGUACGCCAUCGCCACAAGCAACUAAAGAUAACACAACAUCUUCAAUUAGUUCAAAGUCAUUUUCAACACCAACUGCACCCGCAGUCAAGCAAGAUAGACGAUAUUUAGGAUCUUUACGUAAACUCACCAAAGGAACUCUACCAUUUAAGAGUUCCUCGACUUCUGAAAAGAAAUCAUCUAGUGAUAUACCAGUGCCUACCGAACAAUACCGCAGUUAUCGGAAAGUACCUGGUGGUAGUUUUGGUAUACAAAUUGGUACUAACACACCAGGCUACCAUGAUACAUCGUUACAUCCUUUCAAUACUGUUCUAAAUUGUAACACAACACCGGAAAUUGCUAUGCCUGAAAGAAAAUAUUCAAUCUCAACAAGUUCAGUGGCAAGUAAUAGCGAUUCGAAUAUAACAUUAUAUGGACCACCAUCAUCACCAGCACCAGCACCAACACCAACACUUAAUCAGUCAAUCGGAUUAUCACCUUCCAUUAUGGCUAACAAUAAAAAAGACCAUCAAUUCGAUAGUCCCACAAAAUCAAUUAAGAAGAUACCAUACAAUUUCAUACAUGCUUCAAAUCCAAAUUUAGUGGAAUUUGAUUUUCAGACAUCGAAAACAUUAGAUUAUUCUUUGCCAAAAAUUAAUCCAUCAAAUUCAUGGGAUGCACACCAAAAUGUACAGGGAUUUGUGACGCUCAAAGAUCUUAUGCUACAGAAACAAGAAGAGGAAGCACAAGAGAUGUACAAUAAUCGAGUAUUAUUGGGUGUAGAAAAGAAAGAUGAACGUAAACGCAAUGCUCAACGACGUUUGGAUAACAAACAGCAAGAUGGUGGGAAUGCACAAAUGCGUCCAGAAUUUAUUAAAUUGUCAAAGACGCAAAGUAGAAGUUUGCCAAAAACUCCCGAUUAUGAAAUUAGCUUUAAACCAGAUGAUGAAGAUAUCAAACGCACACGUACCAAGGAAGGACUUAAGCUAAGGGAUUUUGGUUAUGAACUCAUAUCUGGGGAUGAACCAAUUACAAACUCUACAACAGCGCGUCAAAAUUCGAACACAUCCAAUAGUAGCGCAGAUCAACAACAUGAACACAUGUUAUCGUCUGCAGUUAAAACGCGACAAUUUCUCAAAACCCAACCAUUUCUGCCUCUGACACAGAAAACUAAAAAGCAUUCCACUUCAUCUGCCGAUUUUGUGAUGAACGAGAAACGCACCGGAAGUUUUAAAAAAAAGGGAAAAUUUGAUGUUGUCAAGACUUCGAGUGAGCGUAUCUUUCAAUUUUCCAAACAUGCCACUUCAUCUUCGUCGGCCAUGACAAUGACAUUGCCACUGAACAAGAAAAAUGGUAACCGCACUGAUGAAUCAAGAAACAGUGGAGGUAUUAAAAAGAGUCAUACAUAUAAUACAGAUCUUAAAGAUAAGCUAAAUACAAAAUAUGAUGCACAACGAAAGAAUUCCGCUCCAAUGCCAAUCUUUUCAAAAUUGUCGUUUUCAUCAAGCUCAACAUCGUCACAAAACAACAAACCUGCAAAAGAAAAGAAGUUACUUGGUUCACCUUUGCUACAUCGGACGAUAUUCGGUAAUCAGCAUCAUAACAUUGACUCGCCAACAUGUACAGGACGUGAGUAUGAUCGCGAGAUCUUCACUCAAGUAAUAUUUCCACGAGUGCCAAAUCCACAUAGCGAUAACACGCACAAAGCACGUAAUUUAUCAACCUCAAAUACCAAUAUAACUGCACCAGAUAUAUUAGCGCCUCCCCCACCAACCAUUAUACAAACGCCUCCCUUAAAUACACACGAUCGUAAUAGUGGCACAUGUAAUGCAACGCCAGAUUAUCCAAGUAUGGAAAACAUCUUACCGCCAGUAUUUCAGCCAGAAAUCUACUCACUCAGUGAUCCCAAUGCGAGCAUAACACUCUUGUUAAGACGGAAUAAUAGUAGUGGCACUGAUGAAAGGAAUUAAGUAAUUCAAGCCCAUGAGCUUUAUACACACAUAUAUACAUAUUUAUAUAUAUAUAUAUAUAUGAACGAAAUUAACAAUUUAGAAAUUUGUUUGUCUUCCCUAAGUUAUAUACAUUAUCAUAAAUUAGUACUAAAAUGUAAUUAUUUGUAA
This is a messenger RNA of Teleopsis dalmanni, 4749 nucleotides long. RefSeq lists its product as uncharacterized. The record is from RefSeq and is a predicted model, not a curated record. Lineage: Eukaryota; Metazoa; Arthropoda; Insecta; Diptera; Diopsidae. Bases 82 to 4599 code for a protein of 1505 amino acids. The transcript is spliced from 5 exons. Gene Ontology annotation, molecular function: protein binding.